ACACUGGAAGAGGUCACUGGUAACAGGUUUCUGGCUUCUGUGAAUGUGGAAGUCUUGAGACAAGCACGUUUUCCCCAGAAUGUAAAAAGUACAGGGCAGAAAUCGUUUGUUAGACUGACAGGACUUGGGAGUUGAGGCUUUUUUUAAAAAUUUGUUUCAUUUUUGUUUGGACCCAGUGAGAAACAUCAAACUGAUAUCCAAGGCAGUUACUUUAUUCCUGUAUGGUGCAGGACUGUAUGCAAGAAUCUAGUUCAAACAUUGACCUGUGUAGGUCAGUAAUGCGCUUAGCAGCGUCGACACUGCCGGAAUCCUCCAAGAAGAAGAAGAAGAAGAAGAAGAAGACACUGUUUAAAACAAAGAAAACCGAAGCUGGUGUUAUUCCCGCGACGAUUUGUAAAGAACUGAACAAACCGAAAACAGGGACCUCAGCUGAGAGACACUGGAGCGAGUCGGCCUUUUCGGAGCCCGGGCAAGAAGUAACGGGGGUCCUCACCCACACCAAGACGUGGCAGCACAUCACCCCAACCCUCACCCACCUUCACUGGCUCCCUAUUGAGUCCCGCAUCACAUAUGAAAUCCUCCUCCUCACCUCCAAAUCCCUCCAUGCCCCUGGCCCCACAGUACCUCUCCGACCUCCUCCAUCCAUACACCCCACCCCGAAACCUGCGGUCCUCAGACGCUCCAGGCCUGCUCUCCAUUUCCCACCACCAGACUCUGUACCUUCGGAGACCGAGCCUUUAGUGUUGCAGCCCCAGCCCUCUGGGACACCCUCCCUGCAGAUAGACAACUGCAGCAGCGGCAACCACGAUCCACGUGCCACCACAAUCCAGGGAAAUCUGCAGGCCGAGAAAGCCUUCAGGGAAGAAGCUAAGUUAGUUAGCAUCCAUGGGAUAUGA
Molecule: messenger RNA, 896 nt
Organism: Perca flavescens (yellow perch)
Lineage: Eukaryota; Metazoa; Chordata; Actinopteri; Perciformes; Percidae
Exons: 3
Coding region: 222-896 (224 amino acids)
Source: RefSeq, a predicted model, not a curated record